AUGACCCUGCGGCGGAUAGCAGACGAGGUGGCCAACAUUCCCAUCGCAGAACUGCGUACUGUAAACGAGGAGCCGCUGGCAAGCAUGCCAGCUGACGCUAUUCUCGAACCCGGCACGAAGGUUAGGCUGCCUGUCGUUUUGGACUAUCCGGGCAGUCCCUACGGUAUGGUGCUACACCUCGGUAGUGCCGAGGCGCAGCUGCAGGACUGUGAGGUGCUCCUCGACUCUCUCGUAAGCUCUUGGGAAGGCGAAUACGGCUCUCACAGCUUGGAGUGCCUUCCUCCACGUAAGGUGUGCUCGCAGACGGAGGCGGUAUUGGCCAAGGUGCACGAGGAGGCUAUUCGGCAACUGCCCAAGGUUGAGGCGGGCCUUCAGCGGUUGGGGAACAGAGAGGCAAAGCUCCCGCUUCUGGUGGAAGUCGAGGCGAUCAAAGCAGCGGAAAGUUCGAUCGAGGAGUCAUUCCAGCAAUCCGUCGCGGGGCUCGAGAGUUUCAAGAAGGAAAGUAAAGCCUGUGGAAAAGUUGGACCGGCGCCACUGAGCUCUAAUGACCUCACCCCGGCCUCCCUGCACACGAAGCGCGAUGAGGGCGAGGACUACUGCGUCAUGCACACGCACCGGUGGGAGUUCGCGGUGCACGGAGUGCGCUCGAAGGAGCCCCGUGAGGUUUGGGCGGUGCUCUCCUGCCAACCGCUCGUGGCGCUGCUAGACGCGAUCGACUGCCCGACAACACGUGACCCGCUUACCACCUCACGAAAUGCCUUCCUCUUUAUCCGUGGAGUCUUCUAUAUCGACGACCGCCAUCGAUCGCACGGAGACUUUGCCGACCUCAGCGAGGUAAUCCGGAGGAACGACCCUUUGCAGGACGCGUCGAGCUUUCACGCUCUGGAACACCAGGGCUUUGCCCGGUGUCCAGUAAGGAGCGCUGCAGAGACCGCCUUCAAAGACCUCAACGUCAAGAUGGGCGAGUCCUGCCUGCUGCGACACUGCGGGGGCUGCGACCACUACUUCUUCUUGUCGCAUGUCCGAAGUCUAACCGGCUACCCACGCACGGAACGACACGAGUUCCCGCACCGUGUGGCCAAGGCACGAGACCAAGCAAGACGGUGUCUGCUCUGUCGACUGUUUCCCGCCACAGUCGUGCUCUACGAGGAUCCACUCUCACCUGAGAGCCCGGCCUUUUAUUGUGCGGUGUGCUUUGAUCUCCUACACAGUGGUGACACACCAGAGGAGGCCGCUCAGUACCAGAGACGCGAGGCAAAGGACUUUGGCGAGGUUUACUUCAAGGUGUCGUAG
Leishmania braziliensis MHOM/BR/75/M2904 is the source of this 1293-nucleotide messenger RNA. RefSeq names its product putative small nuclear RNA gene activation protein (SNAP) 50. The record is from RefSeq and is a predicted model, not a curated record. The coding region runs from base 1 to 1293 and encodes 430 amino acids. Gene Ontology annotation, biological process: snRNA transcription by RNA polymerase III; snRNA transcription by RNA polymerase II. Gene Ontology annotation, molecular function: bent DNA binding; RNA polymerase II cis-regulatory region sequence-specific DNA binding; RNA polymerase III type 3 promoter sequence-specific DNA binding. The transcript has a single exon. NCBI's taxonomy places the organism in Eukaryota, Euglenozoa, Kinetoplastea, Trypanosomatida, Trypanosomatidae. Gene Ontology annotation, cellular component: snRNA-activating protein complex.